AUGGCGCCUCUGAAUAUCACCAACGUGUGGGUUCUCAAUGCCACCCAUAUCACCGUGGCCAUCAACAAUUACGACAAUGGCACUGCCACGAAGGCCGCCGCCCCCCAAGCAAGCCCAGCGGUUGUGCCCCUUGGCAGACAUGACCAGAUCAUGCUGGGAUUUACCAUCCCAGCAUUUUGUCUUCUUGCGGUAGUCCUUGCGUGGUGGGCAAGGCAAUGUAUUAAACGGGACCACAAGCGCAAGCUGAGCAUUGCGCUUGAGCCAUUCAAGGCGGAAAAUGCCCAUCAGUAUGUAUAUCUGAGCCGUAGGGCUCGCAAAGAUGUCACCCCCUUUGACAUCAAUCUGUUUCCGUUGACGCCCGCCGGCAACCAACCAGAGGAGCCCCCCGAGAAGCUUUUUGUCGCCUCCGCCUCCCUGGCCCUCGCUGGCCUGAUUCUCUCUGCCCACGGGCUCCCUCCCCCGGCCCCUGUCGGCCUGGCUCUCGCUGCCCCAGCCACUGCCGCCUUUCCCCUCUUCCGUUCGCGUAAGGCGAAAUAA
Aspergillus melleus is the source of this 537-nucleotide messenger RNA. RefSeq lists its product as uncharacterized. Bases 1 to 537 code for a protein of 178 amino acids. The record is from RefSeq and is a predicted model, not a curated record. The transcript has 3 exons. Lineage: Eukaryota; Fungi; Ascomycota; Eurotiomycetes; Eurotiales; Aspergillaceae.